Diabrotica virgifera virgifera (western corn rootworm) is the source of this 971-nucleotide messenger RNA. RefSeq lists its product as uncharacterized. Lineage: Eukaryota; Metazoa; Arthropoda; Insecta; Coleoptera; Chrysomelidae. The record is from RefSeq and is a predicted model, not a curated record. The transcript is spliced from 5 exons. Bases 109 to 882 code for a protein of 257 amino acids.
AAUUGUAUAUUAGGUAAUCAUGAUUACGACUCAGCUCAUGUGAUGAGGUUUGUUAUCACAAAGUUAAGUCGACAGUUUUUUUUGUAUAAAUACAAGAUCUUUUUCUAAAUGUCCACCUUCAGUUCAAGACAAGUAAUAACAACAAUGCUAGCUGCUAAAGUUGUCUUGUUUUUGGGCCUUGCCCUUUUCGUCUCAGCCGGUGAAGAUCUUGACAAGGGUUAUGAAAUUGUGGAAUGUGCCAAUUAUGUAAUGAGAGCAGGAGUACCCGAAUUGGGAGUACCACAACACGACCCCUACGUCAAACUCAGGGACCUACAAUGGAGUGGAAACCUCGGUGUUGCCAAAGCCCAUAUCGAGCUCCAUGAUAAUAGAUGGUAUGGUCUUGCCGACUGGGAAAUUCAAGCUUACCAAAUCAGUGCUGACACUGACAACGAGGCUGUCUUUGACUACACCACAUCAUGGUCAAAUGGAUUUCAACUCUCUAUGAACUACAAUGCAACCAUUAAGGAACUUUUCCUUUCACAGCACUACUCAGGAACCAUCAAGAUAACCAUGAAACAACCAGUAUGGACUGGAAGAAUCAGCGCACAAAAAACCCCCACUGACUUAAAACCUAACACCACUGUAGACAGUUUUACCGUCGACUGGCACGUUGCAGAUGUAAAAUGCAAAAUCACUGGUAUGGGAUUACUUGGAGACACUUAUGCUCUCGCUAUUCAAGAAGGUAUUGAAGGUGCCCUCAACCAUGGUCUUAUCGGAAAUACCGUUGGAGACUUCCUUAAAAUGAGAUUCAACACUGUCUGGUAUCCCACUGGCAAAGUCUGGCAAAUGCUGGACUAUUGCAACUCCCUCGUGUCCACCCCAGAUGCACGACAAGCCUAGUUUGAAUCAAAUAAUCAGGUUAAAUAAGAAGGUAUUUUCCUUUGUAACGAUAAAAUACAAUUAAAUGGUAAUAAUUAUUAUUUACCAAA